CCGCCACCUUUUUGUUUCUCCAUGAUCCACACUGCUCGAUCCAUCAUGGCGAUGCACGCUAAAGCUACUCCACCACAGAUCCCGGACACCCGCCGGGAGCUUGCCGAACUGGUGAAGAGGAAACAAGAGCUUGCGGAGACGCUUGUGAAUUUGGAACGGCAAAUAUACGCCUUUGAAGGCAGUUACCUAGAAGACACCCAAAUGUAUGGCAACAUCAUCAGAGGAUGGGACAGAUACCUAACCAACCAAAAGAACUCGAAUAGUAAAACCGAUCGAAGAAAUCGAAAAUUCAAGGAAGCAGAGCGUCUGUUCAGCAAGUCAUCAGUCACCUCAGUUGCAGCGGUAUGUGCGCUAGGCGGGAUACCAGAUCACAUGAACGAAAAACGUGAGGCGGGCAGCGGCACGGAAAGCGACGCCUCACCGGACCUCCAGAACCAAGAGAACGAACCCAGCCAGGAGGACACGGAAGACGUAGACUCCACCUUGCAGGACUUGAAGCCCCAAAAAGCUGCGUCUUCCUCUUCAUCUGGCAGCCACCACGGAAGCCAUAAGAAGAGGAAGAACAAAAACAGGCACAGCCCUUCUGCCAUGUUUGAUUAUGACUUUGAGUUCGACAUGAAAGUGAACAAGAAACCGAGAGCCGAAUAUUCUAACUGAGAAAGACAAAAUGUGGACCAAGAAGAGAAAUUAUUGACUUUGUGGACAUGUA
Hippocampus comes (tiger tail seahorse) is the source of this 709-nucleotide messenger RNA. RefSeq names its product MYST/Esa1-associated factor 6 (gene meaf6). Lineage: Eukaryota; Metazoa; Chordata; Actinopteri; Syngnathiformes; Syngnathidae. The record is from RefSeq and is a predicted model, not a curated record. Bases 22 to 657 code for a protein of 211 amino acids. The transcript is spliced from 8 exons. Gene Ontology annotation, cellular component: histone acetyltransferase complex.